ACGGGGGUUUGGUUUAAUAACACAAUAACAUAAGGAGGAGACAAAUAUAUGAACCUCAUAGCAUCAAACUCACACUAACUUUGAACAACCAUCCAAACACUUCUCCGCUUCUUUCCAUUUCCGUUAGGGUUCGUGUUUGUUUUUCCUUGCAAAAGCAAAACCCACUUGCAGUAACAAAAAUUCACCUCUUUUCACUGUCAGUGCAUUACAAAACCGCCAUUUACAGGCUGGCUUUAGUGGUAAAGGAACAUAUUUCUUGUGGGAAAUGGAUUUUCUAGAAAUCAGUUCAUCAGAUGCUGAUAGUGACAGUGAUUGGGAUUUGGACGAGAUCAGGGCAUCAUAUGAUCAAAUUGAUUCUACUGAUUCGGUCAAUCCCGGGGAUAAUCUGUCAACAGUAGAUAAUGCUCGUCCCAAUCUGAUAGUUGAUGGAGAAUCUUCCAGAGAACCUCCUACUGGAGCAUCUACUUCAAAUGGUACUUCAGCCAAACCAAGCCAAAGAUCGACUACCAAUCAGAGAGUUCUUCCACCAUGGGCGAACACAGCCGGUACCGUGAUAACAGAUAAUAAGAAACGGUCGCGUAAGUUACAUUCCCAAACAGCUGUUCAAGACAGAAGCUCAUUAGACCAUAGCCACCAAAAGAAGGCUGGAAAUCACAGGUCAUCAGAUACUACUAGCAACUCAGUCCUCUUAAACUUAAGAACAACUCAGGAUACAAAUUCUACGAGUUCGGCUCGCAAAGAUUAUGAUCAAUUUACAUCCCAACAAGGCUCUAAAAGGUCCCUUCCAAAUUCUAUUCAGCCGCAAGGACCUAAUCCUAGAUCUUUUAAUUUAAUGGAGAAUGUGGGUAGCAGUCAGAUGCGUGAAACAUAUGGAAACACUUUCUCUGCACCACAAAAAUUGAUACACGGCAUGGAGCUUGUGAAUCGAACUGGACAGGGCAGUGUUGAUAAAUUUAUGUCCACUACCAGCGGGAGUAGGAUUUUGCCUCUGUCCAUGAUGCAUGGAAAAUAUACUUCAACAUCACAGCACGCUAAUUCAGUUGAUCCUGUUUUUCGGUCUACGACUGGUGAAGAUAGAGCAGAAUAUGAUGAGAGGCUAAUUUUUCAAGCUGCCUUGCAGGAUUUAAACCAACCUAAACUUGAAGAUACUCUACCUGAAGGUCAUAUGACAGUCUCUCUGCUUAGACACCAGAAAAUUGCAUUGGCUUGGAUGCUUAAAAAGGAAACUAAAAGCCCUCACUGUGCUGGUGGAAUUCUUGCUGAUGAUCAGGGCCUCGGUAAAACCAUUUCAAUGACAGCUCUUAUACUGAAGCAGAAAUAUUUACAGUCGAUAACCAGACCAGAAGUUGCAAGCCAAAUGACCGCUGAAGCCUUAAAUUUGGAUGAUGACGAGGAUAAUGAGAUCACUGUUCUUGAUCAAGGAAAACUAGAUGGAGAAUCUAAUGACCUUAAAUUACUUCCAGAAGCAAGAACUUCUAGACAAGAAUUUAAAAGUUUAAGGCCUCAAGCGGGAACUUUGGUUGUCUGUCCAGCAAGUGUGCUUCGUCAAUGGGCCAGGGAGCUGGAUGAGAAAGUUGCAGCAGAAGUUUCACUUAAAGUUUUAAUUUAUCAUGGAAGCAAUAGAAUUAAGGAUCCUGAUGAACUGGCAGCGUAUGAUGUGGUUCUCACAACAUAUGCACUUGUGGCGAAUGAAGUUCCAAAACAGCCUGUGGUUAAUGAGGACGACGAUGAUCCUAAAAAUGGUAAACGAAAUGGGUUAUUUGAUGAGAUCUCUACAAAUAAGAAAAAGAAUAAGAUGACAAAUUCGAGGAAGAGAAAGUGGAAAGGUAAAAGAAGAAAUGGCAUGUCUGAUGUUGACUUGGAUUCUGGUGCUCUUGCAAGAGUGCGGUGGUUGAGAGUCAUAUUAGAUGAAGCACAAACAAUAAAGAACCACAGAACACAGGUGGCAAGAGCCUGCUGUAGUCUUAAAGCGAAAGUAAGAUGGUGUUUAUCUGGAACGCCUAUUCAGAAUUCAAUUGACGAGUUGUUUAGCUACUUCAGAUUUUUGAGAUAUGAGCCAUAUAAUGUUUAUAAAUCAUUUUGUGGUAUGCUAAAGCACCCAAUUUCAUUAAAUUCAAUUCAAGGUUAUAAGAAGCUGUAUGCUGUGCUGAGGACUGUGAUGCUUCGACGGACUAAAGGCACAGUUAUUGAUGGAGAGCCUAUCAUUACAUUACCAUCAAAAACAAUUAAUUUAAAAAAAGUAGAAUUCUCUGUCGAGGAGCGGGCAUUCUAUCAGAGACUUGAAGCUGAAUCUCGGUCGCAGUUCAAAGCAUAUGCUGCUGCUGGAACUUUGGGUCAAAAUUAUGCAAGUAUACUAUUGAUGCUCCUGCGCCUUCGGCAAGCUUGUGACCAUCCACUGCUUGUUAAAGGUUCGACUUCAGAUUCUGUUGAAAGGUUUUCCUCAGAAAUGGCAGCAAGUAUUCCUAAGGAUAUGCUAAUAAACUUAUUGAAGCGUCUGCAGUCAACCUCAGCCAUUUGUGGUGUGUGCAAGGAUCCACCUGAAGAUGCAAUUGUCACCAUGUGCGGGCAUGUUUUCUGCUAUCAGUGUGUAUCAGAAAAUUUGACGGGUGAUGAUAAUAUAUGUCCUUCACCAAGAUGCAAAGAAGAACUUGGUCCUGACUUGGUAUUUUCCAAAGCUACCUUACGAAGUUGUAUAUCUGCUGACCAAGAUGAUAAUCCCUCUAGUUCCUCCUUGCACGAAAAAUCCAGAGUUGUGCAGAGAGACUACAUUUCUACUAAAAUAAAAACUGCUAUGGAGAUUCUUAUGUCUCAUUGUAAAUCAUAUGGGGGUAUUUCUUCAAGAAGGGAGGAACUAUCAGAAACAGGUGGUGUGUGUUCAGAUGCACAAAUUGAAGCGCCAAGAAAGGCCAUUGUCUUUUCUCAGUGGAUUGGCAUGUUGGAUUUAGUUGAAAUGGCAUUACUUCGGACUGAUCUACAGUAUAGGAAACUUGACGGUACAAUGACAUUAACUGCCAGAGACAAGGCUGUUAGAGAAUUCAAUACUGACCCUGAGGUGACAGUUAUGCUCAUGUCCUUAAAAGCUGGUAACCUUGGUCUAAACAUGGUUGCUGCCUCUCAUGUAAUUCUUUUGGAUCUUUGGUGGAAUCCAACUACUGAAGACCAAGCUAUUGACAGGGCUCAUAGAAUUGGGCAAACUCGUCCUGUUACUGUAUCACGGAUCACUAUUAGCAAUACAGUUGAAGAUCGGAUAUUAGGUCUUCAGGAAGAGAAAAGGAAAAUGGUUGCAUCUGCAUUUGGUGAGGAUCCGAGUGGGGGCACAGGAAGCCGCUUAACUGUGGAAGACUUGAGAUAUCUGUUUAUGGGGAAUUAGUUACUUGUUUGAAAGUAGCUAACAUUUUGUGGUGUCCUUUGGGACAUGGUAUGUCUGAACUUCUAAUACUUCCAGGAAACUAGUUAUUAGCAAUUAGGCGUAGUUAUUACUAUUAGCUCUGGCAGAACUUAUGGCUGAGCUCUGCGUAAAUCCGCCACCAGUUUUUGGGCCAGCAAAAAGCACGUUCUACUUGUCAUCAACUUUGUAGCUACCAUGGUGGAACUGAUGUAAAUAACAGUAAUAUCUUUUAUGAAGCAGCUAGUAAUGAACUAUUGCUAGAUCACCUUUUUACA
Molecule: messenger RNA, 3663 nt
Organism: Daucus carota subsp. sativus
Lineage: Eukaryota; Viridiplantae; Streptophyta; Magnoliopsida; Apiales; Apiaceae
Product: helicase-like transcription factor CHR28
Exons: 13
Coding region: 266-3370 (1034 amino acids)
Biological process (GO): DNA repair
Cellular component (GO): nucleus
Molecular function (GO): ATP-dependent chromatin remodeler activity; ATP binding; metal ion binding
Source: RefSeq, a predicted model, not a curated record